CCUCUCACCCAGUUUCACAAAAUCUAACUCCCCUUCCUCUUCUCCGUUAUAUAUCUGCACAAGCUUCCCCUUCGGAAGAAUCUUCUUGCUUUUUUGGAGUUCUCAGGAGAGAAGCUGCAGAAGGAAAAUGGCUGCUGCAACUGCAUCUCCCAUGGCCAGUCACCUCAAGAGCAGCUUCGCAUCAUCAUCAGCCUCAUCCAGGAGCCUGAUUGCUCCCAAGGGCCUCUCCGGCUCCUCCUUCAGAGCCUUGCCCGCCAAGAGGACUCCCUCCUUCACUGUCAAGGCUGUCCAGUCAGAGAAGCCGACCUUUCAAGUGAUUCAACCCCUCAAUGGUGAUCCUUUCAUCGGGAGCCUCGAGACUCCGGUCACGUCCAGCCCGCUCAUCGCAUGGUACCUCUCCAACCUCCCUGCCUAUAGGACCGCCGUGAGCCCGCUCCUCCGGGGUGUUGAGGUGGGCCUCGCCCACGGAUUUCUCCUGGUGGGGCCAUUCGUCAAGACCGGCCCGUUGAGGAACACGGAGUACGCGGGAGCAGCAGGAUCGUUGGCUGCCGGAGGCCUGGUUGUGAUCCUGAGCAUCUGCUUGACGAUGUAUGGGAUCGCCUCGUUCAAUGAAGGAGAGCCCUCGACAGCACCGUCCCUAACCUUGACCGGGAGGAAGAAGGAGCCUGAUCAGUUGCAGACUGCGGACGGGUGGGCCAAGUUCAGCGGCGGGUUCUUCUUCGGCGGGAUCUCCGGGGUCAUCUGGGCCUACGUCCUCCUCUAUGUGGUCAACCUUCCUUACUUUGUGAAGUAAAUUCGAUUCAUACAGAAGAGAGAGAGCGAGAGAGAGAGAGAGAUGAAACUCAAGAGUGAUGUCUGUAUAUUUGAACCGUUUGGGAAGGAAUGGGAUUGAGGAAAUUUCAUGUCAUUUGGCUCUGUAUAAGCCAGAAUUUCCCUGGACUUUGUCAAAGAAAUGUGCAUUCGCAGAGGGUUCUGAUUGCGCUCA
Messenger RNA from Rhodamnia argentea, 985 nucleotides. Its product is annotated as photosystem I reaction center subunit XI, chloroplastic. Gene Ontology annotation, cellular component: photosystem I; chloroplast thylakoid membrane; photosystem I reaction center. The transcript has 2 exons. The coding region runs from base 128 to 793 and encodes 221 amino acids. The record is from RefSeq and is a predicted model, not a curated record. NCBI's taxonomy places the organism in Eukaryota, Viridiplantae, Streptophyta, Magnoliopsida, Myrtales, Myrtaceae. Gene Ontology annotation, biological process: photosynthesis.